This is a messenger RNA of Lactuca saligna, 480 nucleotides long. Lineage: Eukaryota; Viridiplantae; Streptophyta; Magnoliopsida; Asterales; Asteraceae. The record is from the annotation of a GenBank genome assembly.
AUGUUGAAGCAAAAGAAAAGGAAGAGAAAGAAGCUCAAGUCACACUUGAAAGCUAAAAGCUCUUAUUUCCUGUAUGGACGCUACAACGAAUUCAGAACCAAGGAAUGGACUUACCAAUUUCGCUCUUUUGUAAAAGUUGUGAAUGUCCCAUCCACUGAUAACGGUACUGACCAACUACUAUUCUUGUUCUAUCUCAAGCGUAUGAAGCCACAAUAUGAAACAUGGAGUGGUUCCAAGAUUAUUGUAGUGAAGGUCACUGGUCCUAUUGAAACCGAAAGCUUCUCGAAUGCAAAGUUUAAGGUGGUGAGAGGUUCGGCUAGUCAGGUUCACGGAUUCACUCUCGUGGACCUGCCUUGUCUCAACCCAUAUGAAUGGAUCAUGCUUUACAACUUACUGCUGAGAGAUGAACAAAAGUAUGAGCCCGUUACUGCUUACCUCAUGUUGAUAAUUGUUUUGUAUAUUCAAGAGGUGGGAAAAUGA